AUGUCGAAUAUUGCAGACUACAACGAGACUCUGCGCAAAGUCUCAAACAGCCUCCAGAAUGCCCUAGACACCUUCGGGCCGUCUUCCCACCAGUAUCGGGCCAUUCUCGGGAUCUUAAAAGAGUGUCUACUGGAUAUUGAAAAUGAAAAGGCACGCACUCAGGCACAGGUGGUCGAUCCAGUCAUGCUGAGUGCCGCGAUGGGGUUUCUGAAAAUUGGAGAAUAG
Messenger RNA from Penicillium cinerascens, 225 nucleotides. RefSeq lists its product as uncharacterized. The transcript is spliced from 2 exons. The record is from RefSeq and is a predicted model, not a curated record. NCBI's taxonomy places the organism in Eukaryota, Fungi, Ascomycota, Eurotiomycetes, Eurotiales, Aspergillaceae. The coding region runs from base 1 to 225 and encodes 74 amino acids.